Moneuplotes crassus is the source of this 871-nucleotide messenger RNA. The record is from the annotation of a GenBank genome assembly. Lineage: Eukaryota; Ciliophora; Spirotrichea; Euplotida; Euplotidae.
AUAAUGGAAGAAGAGCUAAAGGAGACUAAAGGCAAAUUAUCUAUAGUUACACAGAAGUUCUCACAAAGUAAGAAGGAAGUUAAUGACCUUAAGAAGGUCAAUAAGGAGCUGCUUAAUGAAGUCAUGUCUCUUCAGUCAAAUAUUAGACAAAUGGUCCCAGGGUUUUCAAAUACAGGUUCCAGCUUCCCGCUGUUUAACGAACUUUUAAAUGAAGUAUCGGAGUUUUUGAAAUGUGACUGCCAAGAUGCCUUCUUUGACCUCUUGUGACCAGAAUUGAACCUAGAUGGAGUAGUCUACUUCUUUAGAAAGACUAUAGAGCCAGUAUUGCAGCAAAUAAAGAACUAUUUUGAUCCACUUUAUGCGACUCUUGAGAAUGCAAUGUGACUUGACACUGUUGAAGGACCAGUACUUAAUGUGAUGAAGAAGUGCUAUCAGAAUAAUUGGAAGAAAAUAUACUCUAAAUGCUUUAAUGAUACUGUCCAUAAGGCAAUAAUGAAAUCUAUUCAGAGCACUCUUAAGUUGGCAGAUGGAGUUGAUGAGUCUAUCAAUGAGGAAAUUACUUCUUUUGUAUCCAGACUUAGCUUAAUAUGAUUCAAGAUGUACAUAUGAGACCCUUGACUCGUCUUUGAUAUGUCUAUUAUGGGACAAGCAGCCUCGAGUAACCCUACCAAGAUGGACUCGAUGGAUGGAUUUAUCAAAAAUGGACAGGAAAGUAUAAUAAUCUUGCCUGCUGUUUACAAAGGGGCUAUUGAGAAGGAGCCAGUGAUUAAGCCAAAUAUUUUACCCCUGGACUAUGAAUUCCCAUAAGCAAUGAAAGCACAAUAUUCUGAGUAUUUGUAAUGAAGGAAUCGCUAAAAAGUUUAAUUGAUUA